Molecule: messenger RNA, 2262 nt
Organism: Protopterus annectens (West African lungfish)
Lineage: Eukaryota; Metazoa; Chordata; Ceratodontiformes; Protopteridae
Gene: KLF11
Product: Kruppel like factor 11
Exons: 4
Coding region: 124-1677 (517 amino acids)
Biological process (GO): regulation of transcription by RNA polymerase II
Molecular function (GO): DNA-binding transcription factor activity, RNA polymerase II-specific; RNA polymerase II cis-regulatory region sequence-specific DNA binding
Source: RefSeq, a predicted model, not a curated record
UUCUGCCUCUGUUGUUUAGGUCCUCCCCGAUGUAGGAGGUUUGUUAUUGCAAAUGUAAAGACUCGCAGUAUAUUUUGGCUUUAAGUCAGUAUUUGUGUCUUUGUUCUGCGGCAGGUACCAGAAAUGCGAAGUUAUUCUCCUUGUCAGGAUACAGAAAUGGAGUAUCAUCCUACAGUUGACUUCAUAGAAUCCAUACUGGAGAGAAAACGGCACGACAGUGAAAGAUCCACUUGUAGUACCUUAGAACAGAAUGACAUUGAAGCUGUGGAGACCCUUCUCUGUAUGAGUGCAUGGGGACAGAGGACACUUAAAGGAGAUGUGUUAAAAAUAAGACCAUUAACACCAGCAUCGGAUUCUUGUGAUUCUUUGGUCCAUAGUGAGGCUGCAUCAGAAUCAAGGGAUUACCAUUCUCUUUCCUUAUUGUGCAUGACGCCACCACACAGCCCUAAUUUUGUUGAACCAACUGCAGCCAUGGUUCCAACUGGACAGAUUGCAUGUACCAGACCUGCAGCAAUUGUGGCAGAUUCAUCUGUCUCUUCUGCUACUUCAGUUAAGAGCUUGUCAUCUGUUGUGAAGUCAAGUACUUUAACUAUGCAGUCACCAUGUGGUCCAAAGCCAACCCUACCUGUACCUCCACACUGUAGAUCCAUGGCAACCAGUGUGAUACGUCAUACAGCUGACAGUUCUGUCUGCCUUCACAUUCCGAGUUGUACAGGUUCCAAAACUGAAACCAGCUCCCAGAAAGAGAAACAGUGCAACAGUGUAUUUGAAAGAUUGACCGCUGAUGUCACAAGCCACAAAGUGGACAACAAACCUAAUACAUUGGACAGCAUGAGUUCAGGUAACUGUGAAAAUGAGCAGACAGAAAUUGCUACAGUUCAGAAGUGUAAUGUCAGUGAAACUCUAAAUAAAACUCGCUGUUCGUUGUCAGUUUCAACUCCUCCUAUCAGUAGUCCAUUGCUUGCUGGUCCAGUUUCCAGUCCUCCUGUUAUUUGCCAGAUGAUACCACUAAGUGGGCAGGGUAACAUGAUUUCUGCUGUCCUAAAAGCUUCUGUUCAGACUCCUGUACCAGUUAAACCUGUAUUGCCUCCAGCAGCCCCUGUGUUCAUGGGACCUUCUGUGCCCCAGGGUACGGUGAUGUUAGUCUUGCCACGACCAACUGUUUCAGCUUCCCAGCAAAACCAGCAUGGCGUUAUGACCGUUGGAAAUACGAAGCUGUUGCCUCUUGCUCCAGCACCUGUGUUAGUUGCUUCUGGACACAACUGUGCACCACAGAUGGACUUUUCUAGGAGAAGAAAUUAUGUUUGCAACUUCACAGGAUGUAGAAAAACAUAUUUCAAAAGUUCUCACCUUAAAGCACAUCUUCGUACACACACAGGAGAAAAGCCAUUUAGCUGCAGCUGGGAUGGUUGUGACAAAAAAUUUGCACGUUCUGAUGAACUUUCACGGCAUCGCAGAACUCACACUGGAGAGAAGAAGUUUGCCUGCACAGUUUGUGAUCGCCGCUUUAUGCGCAGUGACCACUUAACAAAGCAUACACGACGCCACAUGAGUGCAAAAAAAGUUCCCAGCUGGCAAACAGAAGUAAACAAACUGAACCGAAUAGUGUCUUCUGCCCAGCCAAGAAGCCUGAAUACUUCCCUGAGUGUUCUUCUUCCAGCACUGCCAUCACUGUAACGAAAACAUCGGAAAGGAUGUUCAGGAAAUAAGACAUUUGUUUGGAGUUUGCGCAGAGUAAAAUAUUUUGCACUAACAUACCACUGAACACUUGGACUAAGAGUUUUGGGCAUGGACUUGACUACAGGAUCAAAAAGAGUGUGAGUCAUUAUUUCAGGGAGCUACAACUGGACAUGACUUAAACUUUAAGAUUUUUUGAACUUCGUAGCCCAAGAGGUUUGGUCUGUUUACCAUGUGUUAUAUACUUUGUGAAAAGUAUCCUAUUGUAAGGACUAAAAAUAAUUGUAUGCUAUUGCACUGUCUGUCUGCACAUUCAUGUAUCAUAUUUUAUAAUAUACCCAAUUCUUUUUGUAUACUUUUGAAUAAGUAUAAAUGUGUCAUUUAACUGAAUAUAUGUGUCCGUUUUCUAAGGGUAUUUGUAGUGUUUUGUUAUUUCCUUAUCUUGUAAAUACUGAAUAUGUACUUGUACAUAAUGUUUUCAAGAAUCGUUGGAAUUCUUUAUAAAAGUUUGAAUGUAUUAUGUUUUCAGUUGGUAAAUUGUAUCAGUUUUGCACCUACAGAAUAAAUAUGCUUUAUUCACCUCUU